Molecule: messenger RNA, 2079 nt
Organism: Anneissia japonica
Lineage: Eukaryota; Metazoa; Echinodermata; Crinoidea; Comatulida; Comatulidae
Product: transcription factor AP-1-like
Exons: 1
Coding region: 165-1076 (303 amino acids)
Biological process (GO): regulation of cell cycle; regulation of transcription by RNA polymerase II; regulation of cell population proliferation
Cellular component (GO): transcription regulator complex
Molecular function (GO): RNA polymerase II cis-regulatory region sequence-specific DNA binding; DNA-binding transcription factor activity, RNA polymerase II-specific; transcription factor binding
Source: RefSeq, a predicted model, not a curated record
UUGCUUAGGAAACGCAUUCCAUUACUCGGAGAAAAACAGGCAAGAUCUGUGUGCUAACACAAAAAUCGUUCAACCAAUACAUAACGAAGGAAUCCCGAGUAUAUUUGUGUCGGUAGUGACUCACAACUUAGCUUGAGAGACGUUUAGUCAGUGUUUUCAUUUGUAUGUCGACUACUCAGAAAAAAGGCAGUGUAGUUGUACAACAGAAGCAACAAUCCAAGAUGGAGACUCAAUUUUAUGAAGAUCAUCCGAAUUGGAUACAGAAGAAGAAGAGCAUGACUCUGGACCUAGUUCCUGGCUCUCGUACUAAGAAGCCAAUGACGCUUCUAUCUACUCCUGAUGUGAAUAUGUUAAAACUGGCUUCGCCAGAACUUGAAAAAUUGAUCGUUAACCAACAGGGAAAUGUAUGCACAACACCAACACCAACGCAGUUCAUAUGCCCGAAAAACGUAACGGACGAACAGGCUGCAUUCGCUCAAGGUUUUGUGGAGGCUCUUCAUAAUUUGCAUCAUAUUACCAAUGGUAGUGAAACUGAGGAUAAUCAAGGAGUUAAUGUGCAGUACUUUCCUCAAGCGGCCGUGAACAGGGCUCCGCCAAAUACAGUGGUAACCACACAAGCUUUCAAUCCCACUCACACAACGACCACUCUACCUGGUGCGCCAGCCGUAAGCAUGACGUACACAAAUAACAGCCUGCCUACGUCGACGGCUCAUGCUUCGGUUAGUGUGAUCAACAACACAGGAGGUUGGAGACAUAUCAAAGAGGAACCCGAACAAACGGUACCCGUAUACCAUGCUACACCACCCAUGUCCCCAAUCGAUAUGGACACACAAGAGAGGAUAAAAUCCGAAAGGAAACGACUUCGAAAUAGAAUCGCAGCAAGUAAGUGUCGUAAGCGAAAGCUGGAGCGAAUUUCACGCUUGGAAGAUAAAGUGAGUGAACUAAAAUCGCAAAAUCAAGAUUUACAGACAGCAGCCACCAAAUUGAGAGAACAAGUAUGUCGAUUGAAACAAAACGUGAUGGAACACGUCAAAAGUGGAUGUCAAGUAAUGCUUGCUCAGCAGUUGGCAUUUUAAAACCAUCAUAAACAGACAUUUUGGACAAUGAAAGAAAAUUGUUGCCUUGAUGAGUGUUUGAGAAACAGGGGGAUUGGUUAUUGGAGGAUGGGUAAACGUAGUACAGUAAUUAUUCAAUUAAAAGACAGUGAUUGUUUAUUCGGAUAUGUUAUGCUGCUUUGGAAGGAAAUGAGAUGCAAACAUCAUAUCACUUCUAUGGUAGCUUCACCAGGCAGGAAGCUAUGAAAAACUCGAAUUAUUUGGAAUAUUAAUUAUGAACAAUAUGUUAACAACUCUAUUGUUAUAAAUCUAAUAUAAUUCUUAAACAAUCGUUUUUACAGGUCUUUUUAUAAAACGCUAUUAGCUUUAAUAUCCAUCCUUUGUGAUAGCCUUUUGAUGAUCACAAUUUGUUGUGUAAAACGUCACGAAGCUAAUCUCGUGACCUCGUGAUACCAGCAGUUUUAAUUGAACUCUGAACUCUUGCAAGGCCAAUGCCAUACGAACAAUCUACGUGUGUCUAUGAUAAUAUCAUAAUCAGAAAUACAUAAUCGCCCCAUGUUUCAAUUAAUAUGAUUAUAAAGGUGAAGAAUUUUCUCUAAAAAUUAUGUACAUACAAAUUAUUAUAACUCCUAAAAUUUGGGCUGGAACCAUUAUGUUAAAUGAAAUCAGUAUUAGAGAUGUGGUUAAUAAUUUAUUGCUAUAUAAUAAUGAUAGGAAUGCAACUGCUGGUCAUUGUUAAUAUCCUAUGUUUUGCCAAACGGUACACAAUAUUAUCUGAUUUUACCAGAGUUCCUCAAAACCUCAACAAAGGAGAUGUCGUUGGCAGGAAAUGAUUGAUUCUUUCACAAUCCUUGUUAUUAGUUUCUGCUAGUCAGUAAACUAGGUGAUAAUAUUGACUGCGUGUACAUAUAUUAUAUUUGGCCAGAAGAUCGCAUGACGGCCAUCAGUCAAUUUACGUUGCUUUGUAUUUUAUGUAUAAAAGAAAUUUAAGGUCACUGAAUAAAUUUCAAAAUCUGAAAAUAUA